CUGUUAGUGAACAGCUGUUGUUUACGAAGCAUGUUACAAUUAAAAUUUGAUUGAGGCACAGAUCUAGGAUUCAUUCUCAGUACUGGAUAGAUGGACCUAUUACCUAAAAGUCAUACCCGGCAUAUUUUUCUUAUAUUUUAUAUUGGUUCACCGAUAGAUGGCGSCAUCACAGAGUCUAUGGACCUUUUCCACCAGAGCAGGACGUCUUGCURUCAGAUCCGGAGCUGUUGUUGACUAUAUACAAAUCCGACCAGGAACUCUUGCUGUUAGUUGCUUGACUCAUUGAGUACUUCUUUUGAAGAGACGGAACAUCUGGAUGAUCAUGGAUGAAUUCACUCCUUUAGACUGUCUGCUACCUACAGGCACACAGAAAAUAUGUCUGAUCAUUCUCAACCAGCCUUUGGAAAAAGACUGUCUUCACACACUCUGGAGUAAAGCUCUCCUGCGGGCGUGUGCAGAUGGUGCGGCCAACCACCUGUAUGACAUCACCACUGGACAACAAGACAGUUUUCUUCCAGACUACAUCAGUGGGGACUUUGAUUCUAUUACUGCAGAGGUCAAAGCUUUCUACACAGAGAAGGUGGAUACUAUAGUGACUCUGGGUGGUCUAGCAGGAAGAUUUGACCAGACCAUGGCUUCAGUAGAGACUUUGUACCACGCCCUCAACAUGACAGAACUACCUCUGGUGGUUCUACAGGGAUGCAGUCUGGCCUACCUGCUACGACCGGAUAUGAGACACAGGUUGGGAGUAAUACAGGACUGGAGGGGAAUGUGCAGUCUAAUACCUAUAGGAGGACCAUGCAAAACACACACCACUGGACUCAAAUGGAACCUGGACAACCAGGUACUGCAGUUCGGGAAGCUGGUGAGCACAUCCAACACCUACGAGCCUGUCGCCCAGGGAGACCAGAGGAAGCCUGUAACCGUGACAACGGACCAGCCACUGCUCUGGAGCAUGGGCAUCUGCAGGGACAGGAAAUGACAUCAUCGACCAGGGUGCUCCACCUCCUUCCAGAAUGGACAAAUGGGUGUCAUUUAUAUAGGCUAAUGGCUUCCUCUCCCCAACUGAAAAUUCACGCUUCUGCCUAGUUGAAAUACUGGAAAAAUGCCUCUUUCCUUCCUUGGUGAAGGAAUCUCUGUACGGUCACAAGAGGAAGCCACUUUAGACUAUAGAUUCACCACUAGCCUAGGAAACUCCGUCCUGAUUCCAAACUGGAGACUUGCUCCCUUCCCCUUGAAGACGAACCAUUGCAGAUCUGAGGUGGGGUUCAAAUCCAUACUUCUCAAGGGUGGAUUUUAGGGUGCAAGUCUACGGUUUGGAACGCAGGCCCAAUGUGCCUUCACCGUUGUCGCUUAACAAACAUAGAUACACAUUAUAUACAAGUCAAACAUAAGUCAAGCUGCGUAUUUCUUUGAUUUAUUAACACAGACAAAUAAAAACAUUGCAAACAAUGUAAAAAAAAAAAAUGGCAUCCCUUCACUACCCUCCCACCACCACUUUUCCACAGUGCCCCGCUGCCUAAGGUCUCUCGUUAUUGUAGUUUUGUAGUUGUAGUUGUGCAACAUCUCCAGAGGUUAAACCGCCCCUGAGAGAGAUAAGAGAACUCACAUAAACAGGGUCACACAGAGGCUAAUUCAGUUUCUCCCCUUCACCCAAAAGUAUACAAUCAUCCACUCCUCUUAACUGUAGUGGCAGAAAGGCUGUAUGCCUUAUGAUUUAAAAUAGAGCGUGUUUCAUGCAUUCCAUUAAAUCAAAUAGAACUAACUGCAAAACAUAGUUUGAUAUUAUCGCAGACCUACAUGCAUCUAUGCACAUAUCUUGAUACCAAUUAAUCAUAUAUUUGGAUCUUGUAGACUGGUAACAUUAGUGCACUUUAGAACACUGUAGUCAAAUCACCCAAUCUCUAUGCUAACCUACAAAGCCAAAUGGACUGAACUUGUAGUCAAAUCACCCAAUCUCUAUGCUAACCUACAAAGCCAAAUGGACUGAACUUGAAUGGUGUUUUCUACCAAUAAUGUGCACAAUACAGUACUGACUGCCUACUGUCCAACUGACUCCUGGUGUGUGUCCUGCAGUGUCUUGUCCUAUGUUGAAGGUGCGGUCCUACUUUCACAAUUGAAAGAUGUUGUUGAAGAUGUGGAUGAGCUUGACAAAGAACCCGAUGAAGCUCAUGAUGGCAAACCCAAUCACUGUCGCCAUGGCAAUCUUCUAGAACAGAGAUCAAAAGAGAUGGUACAAUAAUAAUCUCUCGUCACAGAAUCAUUACAUUUUACAGACAUACAAUUCCAGAGAACUCCACAAGAACCUUCUUGAUCGAUGUGGUUCCAAAUCAACUUUUCUUUCUGAGAAAGAUGGAACUUUUGUCAGCAAGGCAAUGAUGACUGUUUUACAGGAGUUUUAUUGAAUCUGUGUUGAUGUUUUCGACGGUGGCCUGGUUUGGCAAUCUUAAUGUUUGCAACAAAAACAUGCUAGACAGUGGUAGAGGUGGCCAGCAAGUCACCGGGGUGCAGCAGACACAGCUCUUAGAAACAUUUAGGAAGUAAGUGAUGAGGAGAGCUAACAGUAUCCUAGACUGUUCUAAUCACCCGGGCAUUGACGAUUUUGAGCUCGUCCCUUCAGGUCAUUGUUUUCAACUUCCCAAAUUCAAGAGCAAUAGAUCCAAGAGCAACAUCCCACAGGCCAUAAACUUUCUAAAUCUACACAUKAAAUUAAAUAAUGCAUAUUUAUUGAUGCACGUUUGCACAAUGACUGCGCCUUUUAUUGAUCGUACACUGUAACCAAUCUCAUGAUGUAUAUCUGUUGUAUGGUUGUCACUGUUUUUAAUGUUGUUUUUAUUGUUGAACCCUGACUGCACAACACAUUUCCCAAGUAGGACAAUAAAGACAUUUGAUUGUUUGA
Molecule: messenger RNA, 2899 nt
Organism: Salvelinus sp. IW2-2015
Lineage: Eukaryota; Metazoa; Chordata; Actinopteri; Salmoniformes; Salmonidae
Gene: tpk1
Product: thiamin pyrophosphokinase 1
Biological process (GO): thiamine diphosphate biosynthetic process; thiamine metabolic process
Molecular function (GO): ATP binding; thiamine diphosphokinase activity; thiamine binding
Source: RefSeq, a predicted model, not a curated record